CUGAGCCAGACUCCUGCUCGGAGCCUUUUACCCCUCAGGAAUCAAUGCCCGUCUGUCAAGAUCUGCGGCGACUCCAGGCAGCCCUUUCCAAACCUGGUAACCUGUGUCACCUGGAAUCCAGGGUCGGCAAGGCAGCAAAGUGUAAGCGGGGGGGAGGGGGGCGUAGGGUAGAGCUCGCACUGGUGGAAGCCAGAGAGCCAGCCCCUAACCCUGUAGCCCCUGUGCUAUGCCCUGAUCCUCUGAGCUCCAGCUCCACUCGCUCUCCCCUCAUCUGUGCUUCUGUUUCCCAGCAGCAGUCGCAAGCCCAGGCCGUUAACGCUGUCCUCCCUGCCCCUGCCCUCAGGAGCCCAGCCUAAGGGCCCACUGGCUGGGUAUCCAUUAUCUCCUCCAGGGCCUCCGUUCCCAGGGGCAGGCUCCGUUUAGUUCACCGGAGCAAUUCUGCUCUCCAGCCAGCCGGCUAUGGGAUUCAGGCACCUCCAGUGCCUGGCAGUAGGAUGCACAGAGGCACGCAGCAUCCGGAUCGAAGUAGUACCAGAAUGGGCCUGGCCGGGGUGGGGGAUGAAGCUAAUGCUGCUCUGUGCCCCCAGCCCCCCUUCGAGGUGGAGCUCUCCGAGAUUAUCAUGGUCAAGAACGAGGUCAACUACGCACUUAACAACCUGUCCAGCUGGAUGAAGGACGAGGGCGUGGACAAGAGCCUGGUGACUCAGCUGGACAGAGCCUUCAUCCGGAAGGAGCCCUAUGGAGUGGUGCUGAUCAUCGGGCCCUGGAACUACCCCUUGCAGCUCAUCCUGGUGCCCCUGGUCGGGGCCAUCGCGGCCGGGAACUGUGUCAUCAUCAAACCCUCCGAGAUCAGCAGCAGCACCGAGAAGCUCCUGGCUGAGACGCUGCCCAGCUACCUGGACAAGGACUGUUUUGCUGUGGUGACCGGGGGCCCCGCGGAGAUGACAAAGCUGCUGGAAAACAAGUUUGACUACAUCUUCUUCACUGGCAGCCCCCAAGUGGGCAAGAUCGUGAUGGCAGCUGCGGCCAAGCAUCUGACGCCCCUGACGCUGGAGCUGGGGGGCAAGAACCCCUGCUACGUGGCCGACGAGAGCAAUCUGCAGAACGUGGCCAACCGGCUGGUCUGGGGGCGCUGCUUCAACGCGGGGCAGACCUGCAUCGCGCCCGACUACGUGCUGUGCAGCGCAGAGACGCAGGAGAAGCUGCUGCCCGCCCUGCACCACGCCAUCACCCAGUUCUUCGGCCCCGAGCCCCGGGAGUCGCCUGACUUCGCCCGCAUCAUCAGUGACAAGCAGUUCCAGCGCAUCCGGGCCCUGCUGGGCAGCGGGCGCGUGGCCAUCGGGGGGCAGACGGACGAGAGAGAGCGCUACAUUGCCCCCACGGUGCUGGCGGACGUGCAGCCGUCGGAGCCUGCCAUGCAGGAGGAGAUCUUCGGGCCCGUCCUGCCCAUCGUCACCGUGCCCAACGUGGACGAAGCCAUCGCCUUCAUCAACAGCCGGGAGCGGCCGCUGGCCGUGUACGUCUUCGCCUCCGACAGCAAGCUGGUGCGCCGGGUGCUGGAGCGGACGAGCAGUGGCGGUUUUGGUGCCAACGACCCCAUAAUGCAGAUGACGCUAAUCUCGCUGCCCUUCGGUGGGAUUGGGAACAGCGGCCUGGGCUCGUACCACGGCAAAUUCAGCUUCGACACCUUCUCUCACCAUCGCGCCUGUCUCCUGCGCAGCAUGGGCCUGGAGCCCAUGAACUCCCUGCGCUACCCACCCUACAGCGAGCACAAAAUGGGGCUGGUGCUCUCCAUCUUCAGGAUCAAGCGCACGGGCACCUGCACCCUGCUAUGACGGGAGGCCCAGCCCAGCCACCCAGCACCACACAACCCACGUGUUGCCUGAUUGCCAUGCGGGGGAGGAGCAGCUGGCUUGAGCCCCCCAGCUGACCUAGGAAAUCUGACCUCCCUCCCACAGAUUAAAGACACUCUCCAGCCUUCCUCUUUCCCCCACUGACGAUGGAAGAAAAUGAUCUGGAAUAUUUAAGGCUCAAUGUCCUAACAUAGCGUUUCUCAAACUGGGGUCCACCGGCCCCGCUGAUCAACUCCACCCGGUUCCUCCCUCAACUCCCCUCCCUUCCUACCAGUGCCUCCUGCACGCCGGGGAACAGCUGUUCAGUGGGGUGCAGGAGAUGCUGGGAGGGAGGAGAGGGGAUGGGGUGCACUCGGGG
This is a messenger RNA of Chrysemys picta bellii (western painted turtle), 2211 nucleotides long. The record is from RefSeq and is a predicted model, not a curated record. Lineage: Eukaryota; Metazoa; Chordata; Testudines; Emydidae.